Messenger RNA from Cryptotermes secundus, 1729 nucleotides. It is a transcript of the gene eEF1gamma, whose product is annotated as elongation factor 1-gamma. The record is from RefSeq and is a predicted model, not a curated record. The transcript is spliced from 10 exons. Bases 87 to 1400 code for a protein of 437 amino acids. Gene Ontology annotation, molecular function: translation elongation factor activity. Gene Ontology annotation, biological process: translational elongation. Gene Ontology annotation, cellular component: cytoplasm; nucleus. Lineage: Eukaryota; Metazoa; Arthropoda; Insecta; Blattodea; Kalotermitidae.
UAGAUGCCUGGUAAAUGAUCUUUCUUUACAGUCCUGCAACAGGUAAUCAUAUACCCUGAUAUGCUCCUUCUUCCGUAUCUGGUGUAAUGGCGUCCGGUACGUUGUAUACAUAUCCCGAGAAUUUUCGGGCUUAUAAAGCUCUAAUAGCUGCCCAGUAUGCUGGUGGCAACGUGAAAAUUGCCCCUGGAUUUGUGUUCGGAGAAACCAAUAAAACCGAUGCGUUUUUAAAGAAAUUUCCGCUAGGAAAGGUGCCGGCAUUUGAAACAGAAGAUGGCCAGUAUCUGACAGAAAGUAAUGCUAUUGCAUAUUAUGUGGCGAACAGCCAGCUACGUGGCCAGUCAGAUCUGGAAAAGUCACAAGUGUUGCAGUGGCUGGGAUUUGCUGACAGUGAAAUUCUGCCAGCUUCUUAUGCCUGGGUCUUUCCUUGCCUUGGAAUAAUGCAGUACAGUAAACAGUCUACUGAAAGGGCAAAGGAGGAUGUGAAGGCAAGUUUGCAAGCCCUCAAUAUCCAUCUGCUGCCACGCACGUACUUAGUUGGAGAACGCAUCACUUUAGCAGACAUUGGAGUUGCUUGUACUUUGUUGCAGCUAUAUCAAUACGUUCUGGACGCAGAUUUCAGGAAGCCAUACCAGAAUGUAAACCGAUGGUUUACAACGGUUGUGAAUCAACCAGAGUUCAAGGCUGUUAUAGGGGAAUUCAAAUUAUGCGAGAAAAUGGCAGAAUUUGAUCCAAAGAAGUUUGCUGAAUUCCAAGCACUUACGAAAUCAGGAGGAGGUGGUGGUAGCAAAGAAGGCGGCACUGUUAAAAAAGAGAAGAAAAAGGCAGACAAGGCUGAGAAGAAGAAAGAAGAAAAGCCUGCUGAGCCACCUGCUGAGGAGUUAGAUGAGACAGAAUUGGCUCUUGCUGCAGAACCCAAGAGCAAGGAUCCAUUUGAUGCCCUUCCCAAGGGCUCCUUCAACAUGGAUGAUUUCAAACGCUGCUACUCCAAUGAAGACGAAAGUGUAUCUAUUCCAUACUUCUGGGAGAAGUUUGACCCUGAGAACUAUUCUAUCUGGCUUGGGGAAUACAAAUUCAAUGAUGAGCUGAAGAAAGUGUUCAUGAGCUGUAAUCUUAUCUCAGGCAUGUACCAGAGGCUCGAUAAGAUGCGAAAGAAUGCCUUUGCAUCUAUGUGCUUAUUUGGGUCAGAUGAUGACAGUUCAAUAUCUGGUAUUUGGGUUUGGAGAGGUCAGGACUUGGCAUUUGAGCUGUCGCCAGAUUGGCAGAUUGACUACGAGUCUUACCAUUGGAUGAAACUGGACCCAUCUAAGGAAGAUACCAAGCAGUUAGUUCAUCAGUACUUGUCAUGGUCUGGGACUGAUAAGCAGAAUCGUAAAUUCAACCAAGGGAAGAUCUUCAAAUAGACCAAGCAUGUUUUCAUGCAUUCAGGUGUCCAUGUUAAUUACAUUGUAAUUUGAAUUCCAUUUUGUAUUUUUCAAUUGACUCAACAUCUGUUAACAUUAAACUACUACUGUGGAAGUGCUUGUUCUCCUGAUACAUACAUUAUCUGUUUGGGAAGUCUUCUACAAUACCUGAGUGAUUCAGUUUUUUUUUGCGGUGAGGUAUGUGAUUCAUUUACUCCAAAUUUAUUCCUCCAUAACCACAGGUAAUAUAUUUUAAUAAGACAUUAGUUUACUUUAAGGCCCUGAUUGUACAGAACUGAAAAUACAGAUUGGUUUGUAAUGUUAUUUUU